UUUUUUUUUUAAGUUUAAAUGCAUUUUAAAGUGGUAUUUUAAUCCAAUCAUAGCAAUAAUAUCAAGACAUUAUAAAAACUAAUUGUAUAAUUUAAGAAAAAUAAAUUUAUAAAAUAUAAUUAUUACGUUUCCAAUUUUGGUCAAAGUGUAGCUAAAUUUAUUUCCCUUUUGAGAAAAAAAAGGGGUGAAGUUGCGCUAAAAAUAAAUUUUUAACACAAAUCCGAAACGCACGUACGUUGUGUUAUGGAGUCAAAAGAAACGGCAGAAGCUAGCAAAAUGUUAGAGGCUGCUUUGCAACAAAUGGAUGGGAUUAUAUCUGGAGCGACUAGUAACUCAAACGUGAUAGGUGUUGGCGGAGGUGGUGGCGGAAGUGGAGGCGGAGGUGUGUGUAUAACAACAAGCGCACAAGCAAUGCAGUCAAGCGUAACAGCAACCUCGGGGAUCGGCAGUCACGCUUUAAGUGAACGCAAUUUAAUAUCGGCCAACAAUGUACUGUCAACGGCCAAAACUUUGGCUCUGGCUUUGGAACAGGUUGGUUUAAGUGCUCCAGCUCCCGACGUCGCCACAGCUACUACAAUUAACGAUUGGCUGGAGCAACAUAUGCCGCGUCAAGAUGCAGACGAACGUUUAAGAAGACUACAGCGAGACAAGGAAUCAUUAGCUUUGCAAUAUCAAAUGGUAGCUGACGAGGUUUGCGAACAAGCCGAUAAAAUUAUUGAACUUGAAGGUUUAUUGGCUGAAAAAACUCAACAGCUUAGUGUUAAAGAAGAGCUUUUGCAGCGACAAAUUUGUACACGUUCCGAAUUGGAGACACAAAAAUUGCAGUUAAUGACGGCUCUUAGCGAAUUAAAAUUGCAUCGUGCUGCCUUAGAAAGAGAGAAUUUAACUUUAAAAAAUUUUGAAAAUCUAAGCAAUUCCCAAGAUUUGCUAAAACGUUUGCAAGCUUACGGAAGCAUGGGUAAUUUGCCGCAAUUAAAUUACAUAUCCCAACCAAAUAAACCCAAGACGCCACCAAGUUUAUUAAGACAUCAGAUUCAUCCACAAUUUCAUAGUCUACCGCGGUCACAUUGUACAAAAAAUGACAAAACUAAAUUGCCUUGGAAUUCUCAAAAUCAUAACAAUAACAAUCGUUUCUUAGAUGAAGGUGGUAAUAAGCAACGCAAUGUUGCAUUUGCAUCAAAUGAAAAAAUUCUUAUAGAAGAUGUAACAGUUGUCCACAAUAGCAAUGUUGGAAAUGAUGUAAUGUAUGGAAGCUUUAUUUCCCAGAUAAAUUCGACGCCUUCUCCAAAUCUGCGGGAGCGUUCGGCGAAAAGUAUACGUAAUAUUUUGGGUAAACUAAGACGUAGUAACAGCGGUAACCUGGAAUUACCUACUUUGGAGCAAGCGGAACCUGAAUUCCGACGUGGUGAUCGUGCCCGAGCUACUGCAGGGGGGCGUAUAGAAUGGUCUGGGCAUUCUUCUCAAGCGUCUACAAAUUCAAAGAGCUGUUUAGAAUGGACCGCACAAGAGGUAGGCAAUUGGUUAUGCGAUUUGGGUUUCCGGUGCUAUGAAGAGGAUUGCCGUAAAUGGUUGAAAAAUAAUACUACUAAUUUUUUUAUGGCCUCUUCUGGUGAUUUGGAAAAAGAACUUAACAUAAAACUUCCUUUGCAUCGGAAAAAGAUUUUAUUGGCUAUCGAUGAGCUAACGGGCAAAGAAACCGAUCUUUUGGCUUUAAAAGCAAGUCAAUUAGAUAUCGGUUGGGUUUUACGUUGGCUAGACGAUAUAGGUUUACCUCAAUACAAGGACAAUUUUUUAAUGGCCAAAAUUGAUGGCCGCCUAUUGCAUCGUUUAACAAUGGAAGAUUUAUUGCAAUUAAAUGUGAGCUCAUGCCUUCAUAUAGCUUCUUUAAGACGAGCCAUACAAUGUAUGCGAGAAAUGGAAUGGAAUCCAGAAUGCUUAAUACGACGUUCUACUAAAAUACCCAAGCGCAACAGUUCAGAUACAGAAGAUAAAAGCUCUGACGUAUCCGAUGAAUCUGAUACCAGUCCAGAGUUUAUAGCUUUAUGGACUGCUCAUCGUGUUAUGGAAUGGCUGAGAGUAGCCGAUUUAUCUGAAUACGCUCCUAAUUUACGGGGUGCCGGGGUACAUGGAGCUUUAAUGUUAUAUGAGCCAAAAUUUACGGCAAAUCUUUUGGCUGACCUAUUAAGUAUACCGCCUAGUAAAACGUUGUUAAGGAGACAUUUGGCUACCCAUUUUAAAGAGCUAUUAGGUCGCUCUAUUAUACAAGAGAAACGCAACGCUGAAACACUGCCAGGUUAUCAGGCUUUAACAAUUUCAGCUAAAAUAAAGCCACCGAAAAAAUCGCAAUUUUCAUUGAAAAGACGCAAAAGUACGAAAGGUUUGAAUUGCGCUAGUACCGACAAAGAAUGGUCAGAGUACGUAUGUCCUAUGACCACCAGCACAGCACAAAUGAGAGCAACAACAAGCAAUGAUCAAUGCAAUAAUAAAAUAUCAGCCAAAAUAUCAAGCAACAAUAACUCAAAUAACACCCAGACAAUUUAAUUGAAAAGUUUUUUUUCUUUAAAAAGAAAGAAAAGGAAAUUGUCAAACAUAAAAUCAUUUAAUUAUAAGUUAUGCAAAUAUUUUUUAUUUAAUUUUCUAUGAUAUUUUACUAAACAGAUUCCUUAAACGAUGCCUUAAGAGAUUCGAACUAACCUCCUAUCAAUCACACAAAUUUCAUCGUUAAACUCGACUGAGUUUAACAAAUGAACAUUAAGAAAAAGUUUUCGGGAAUUUGGGAAAAAACCUAAAAGUAUUUCAUAUAUAAAGAGUAACGAAAAAUAUUCCUUAUUACAAACUUUUAUCGCUUAGUAAGAAAUCAUAGUUUUUGUUUUUCUUCUUCUUUUUUUCCCCUUUUUUUUUUUGUUUUAGUUUGAAUGUAGCAUUUAUCUUAGUUGUUUUUUUUUUUAUAUGACAUUUGAAGAGAACGUACCUUAUUUAAGUUAAAUUCUAAUAACAUACACGUAUGUACAUGUUUCGAAAAUUUAAAGCAAUAAUUCCAAUACCGAAUCGCUAUCACUGGCUAUUAAAUGAUGAUAACGUGAUUAGCUUCCUAAAUGCAUGUGUGUCAGUUUGAAUUGCAAAAAUAUUUAUGUUUUUUAUAUUAACGGACGUUUAUUAUCAUCAUUAUUA
Molecule: messenger RNA, 3171 nt
Organism: Glossina fuscipes
Lineage: Eukaryota; Metazoa; Arthropoda; Insecta; Diptera; Glossinidae
Gene: Liprin-beta
Product: liprin-beta-1
Exons: 2
Coding region: 244-2541 (765 amino acids)
Biological process (GO): neuromuscular junction development
Cellular component (GO): presynaptic active zone
Molecular function (GO): protein binding
Source: RefSeq, a predicted model, not a curated record